AUGACUAGUACAAAUGCUGUGCCACAGGUUGAUCGAGAGCUAGAUUUGUCGAAUACCGGCCGUGGUGUGUGGUUAGUGAAAGUGCCUAAAUAUAUAGCAACAAAAUGGGAUAAAGCUCCUGGAGACAUUGAAGUUGGGAAAUUGAAAAUAUCCCGCGUAGCUCGUCAGAAGCCUCAGGUUCAGUUAUCAUUGUCGGAGGGUGUAUUAUGUCUUAAGGACCCUGGAGAGCAGAGUAUACCUAAAGAACAUCGCCUGGAUGUAUCAAAUGUAACAAGACAAUCCUUGGGGGUUUUCUCUCAUUUAGUGCCUAAUCAAACCGAUUCUGUGGUACCAGAAUCUGAAAAGUUGUAUAUGGAAGGGAGGAUUGUACAAAAGUUAGAAUGUAAACCAUUUGCAGAUUCAAUAUACUAUAAGCUUAAGUCAGAAUCUAUUAGAAAGGCUUCAAUGCCUCAAAGACAAGUACAGCAAUUAGACAAAAUUGUUCAAAACUUUAAACCAGUUUCAGAUCAUAAACACAAUAGAGAAUAUCGAGAACAGAAAAAAGCAGAGGGCAAGAAAGCCCGAGAUGAUAAGGAGGCUGUGCUUAAUGUUUUAUUUGCUGCCUUUGAGAAACAUCAAUAUUACAAUAUCAAGGAUUUGCAAAAGAUAACCAGACAACCGAUUGUAUACCUUAAAGAGAUUUUAAAAGAAGUAUGUAAUUAUAACUUGAAGAAUCCACAUAAAAAUAUGUGGGAACUGAAACCAGAGUACAGACAUUAUAAGCAAGAUGUCCCUGUUGAAACAAAAGAUGACAAAAAUAGCUCAGAUAGUGACUAA
Molecule: messenger RNA, 816 nt
Organism: Pieris macdunnoughi
Lineage: Eukaryota; Metazoa; Arthropoda; Insecta; Lepidoptera; Pieridae
Source: the annotation of a GenBank genome assembly